UAUUUGACCUUGUCAUUUCUUGUCACACACGAAAAGGUUUUACUGUCACAAGCAGAAAUUGUCAUCAUCUGCAGGAUAAUUUAAAGAAUUCGUGUCAAUUUCCAUUUGUACGAUUAAAUUUACUGUCGAGAACUUGUACUAGUUUUGACAUAAAUAACAAUCGUGAAAAAUCAACAAAAAUGGCUCUUAAUAAAUUGAGUAUUGACAAAGUUGAUAUCACCGGCAAAAGGGUUCUUAUUCGGGUCGAUUUCAAUGUUCCGUUAAAAGAGGGGAAAAUAACGAAUAAUCAAAGAAUUGUUGCUGCCCUAGACACGGUGAAAUAUGCUUUAGAAAAGAAGGCCAAAUCAAUAGUUCUAAUGUCACAUUUGGGUCGUCCUGAUGGAAAUAAAAAUCUCAAAUAUACCAUGAAACCCGUUGCCGAUGAACUAAAGACACUUCUUGGAAAGGAUAUUCUCUUUUUAGAUGAUUGCGUUGGCGCCGCUGUUGAGGCAGCUUGUGCUGAUCCAGCACCAGGAACUAUUAUUUUACUCGAAAAUUUACGAUUCCAUGUUGAGGAGGAGGGAAAAGGCGUUGGGCCUGACGGCAGUAAGAUGAAAGCCGAUAAGGAUAAAGUGACGGAAUUUCGUGCAUCGUUGAGAAAAUUGGGCGAUGUUUAUAUAAAUGACGCUUUUGGAACAGCUCAUCGUGCUCAUAGUUCAAUGAUGGGCGAUGGUUUCGAUAUUAGAGCUAGUGGUUUUCUUUUGAAGAAGGAAUUGCAAUAUUUCGCGAAAGCACUCGACAAUCCCGAGAAACCGUUCCUGGCGAUUCUUGGCGGUGCUAAAGUUGCCGAUAAAAUUAUGUUAAUUGACAAUUUAUUGGCAAAAGUCAAUGAAAUGAUUAUUGGAGGUGGCAUGGCGUACACAUUUUUAAAAGUCACCAAAGACAUGAAAAUUGGAAAUUCCUUAUUCGAUGAGGAGGGUUCGAAGAUCGUGAAAGUCCUUCUGGAGAAAGCGGAGAAGAAUAACGUGAAAAUUCACCUUCCGGUUGAUUUUGUCACCGCUGAUAAAUUCGCCGAAGAUGCUGCGGUUGGAGCCGCUGAUGUGGCAAGCGGAAUUCCCGAUGGAUGGAUGGGUCUCGACGUUGGACCAAAAACAAGGGAACUUUUUGCUGAGCCAAUUUUACGAGCCAAAGUGAUUGUUUGGAAUGGACCAGCUGGUGUAUUUGAAUUUGAAAACUUCGCCAAGGGAACAAAAUCCCUGAUGGACAAUGUCGUCACAGCCGGAAGUAAAGGCGCAGUGACGAUUAUUGGCGGUGGUGAUACGGCAACUUGCGCCGCAAAAUGGAAAACCGAAGACAAAGUCAGUCAUGUAAGUACUGGUGGCGGUGCAAGUUUAGAACUUCUCGAGGGCAAAGUUUUACCCGGUGUUGCAGCACUUUCACCAUCUUAAAAAUUAUUCCUAGUUCAUUGAAAAGACUACAAUAUACGUAAAUAAGUGUUAAUAUUUAAACGAUUUAAACAUUUUCCCCCUUGUAAGUAAAGAGUUGUUACCAUUUCGAAGAGAACAAAAAAAUACUAUUUAAUGUGAGAGAAAUGUUAAUAAAAUUAAAUCAAACUGGA
Messenger RNA from Leptopilina heterotoma, 1597 nucleotides. It is a transcript of the gene Pgk, whose product is annotated as phosphoglycerate kinase. The record is from RefSeq and is a predicted model, not a curated record. Gene Ontology annotation, molecular function: ADP binding; phosphoglycerate kinase activity; ATP binding. The transcript has 5 exons. NCBI's taxonomy places the organism in Eukaryota, Metazoa, Arthropoda, Insecta, Hymenoptera, Figitidae. Gene Ontology annotation, biological process: glycolytic process; gluconeogenesis. Bases 180 to 1427 code for a protein of 415 amino acids. Gene Ontology annotation, cellular component: cytosol.